This is a messenger RNA of Procambarus clarkii (red swamp crayfish), 676 nucleotides long. The record is from RefSeq and is a predicted model, not a curated record. NCBI's taxonomy places the organism in Eukaryota, Metazoa, Arthropoda, Malacostraca, Decapoda, Cambaridae.
UCUAAUCAUGUUCUGACAGGAAGGACUGCCGCCCACGAGGCCGCGCUCCUGGGAUGUUCCGCCGUUGCAGCAGUCAUUGACGAUAAGCUGGCAGAGUGUUCGAGGUGUCCCAAUCGCUGUGUGAGAUGUCCUGUUGGGACAAUGGACUACGUCGACAGGUUAGGACUACAGGGAGGUCAUCGCAGUCUGCCCUCUGGUGUGGUGGGCAAUACAACCCGGCUACCCUGCCCUGCUUCCGGUUAUGUCACCUGGACUUGUUCUGAGAACGGCAGCUGGGUACGCAGUGAAUUAAGCACUUGCUUAGAUGUCGCUACCACCUCCAUCGAAUUGACUACUGACUCUACUGACUUUCCUCCCGACUCUAGGGAACUUUCUACCUCCACUAACCCAUUUCCUACCGACUCUAGUGUACUUUUUACCUCCACUGACCUAUAUGCCACAGAAACGAGCUCAUUUUCUUCCGACACCACACCGUCUCCUAGUAGUGACACAGACACAACACCCACAGACUCUUCCUCAGUCUCCUUAGUUGACUCAAACACUUUUACUUCCUCAAAUUCCACUAGCUUGACCACCCCUGAGACCUCUUCCGUUUCCAAUAUCACUCCUGCCACCUACUCCUUCACUCCCUCGACCGACAUUACGACAGAGGAUGAUGAUACUUCAAUAUACCCAG